AUGGGUUUGUUUCACUUCAAGAACCAGUUGUGGUUGAUAGCUACCGACUAUUAUUCAAGAUACCCCGAACUAGUUCGACUUGAGAAGCUCACUUCCGCAGCCAUAAUCAACCACUGCAAGUCAAUUAUUCCACACCACGGAGUUCCCAAGAAAGUGGUUUUCGAAAAUGGCCCGCAGUUUUCGUCGACUGAGUUUUCACUCUUCGCCCAAGACUAUGGUUUCAAGCACAUUACAUCUAGCCCUGACUGUCCUCAGGGUAAUGGACUUGCAGAGGCUGCAGUGAAAAUAAUCAAGACAUCCAUGACGGAGACCAAGGACCCUUACCUGACACUUCUAGCUUACAGGUCGACUUCUUUGAAGAAUGAAUAUAGCCCUGACGAACUGCUCAUGGGUCGUCGGCUGAGAUCCAGGCUUCCUCUGUGUUCAACCAAGCUGACGCACCAAUUGCCAGAUCAAGACAGCCUUCGGAAUUUCGAGGAAAGAUACAGACAACGUCAAAGGAAAGACUUCGACAGACGUCACGGAGUCCGGUACUUGUCGGAACUGCUUCAUAGAGAUGCCGUGUGGGUGACAGACCUCAAGAGCAAAGGGACAGUACAAGCCCCAACCGAUGAGCCUCGAUCCUAUUGGGUAAACAUCAACACUGGUGCUGUGACACUUCCCACGGGCAUACCAGAAGUGGCAGCUGCGUGA
Molecule: messenger RNA, 693 nt
Organism: Rhipicephalus microplus (southern cattle tick)
Lineage: Eukaryota; Metazoa; Arthropoda; Arachnida; Ixodida; Ixodidae
Source: RefSeq, a predicted model, not a curated record